AUGGGCCGAAGUGCGCGUGCGCUCUCGGUUGGGCUCGUCAAGGCACCAGUGGUAUUGCCGUCGAACAACGACGACGGCGAUUCAGGAAUACCCGCCGACAUCACGGAGGAGCUCCGGGCCGCGGCACCCAACAUGGGCCGGGACAUGAUUGCACUCUCGACGACGGCAAUGCCCGUCCAAGUGUCGAUGACGCCGCAAGAAGAAAUGCAGACGCAUGUGCAUCUGGAAGCCGCGCUCAAGGCCUCCGAUCCCGACAUGCAAAAGGCUUCUCAAGCUGGACCCAAUGGGACGCAGCGCGUGGCAAAGGAGUUGAUUCCGGUCCACCACCGCUGGGUCUUGCAUCCGCACGGCAAGGUGCGACUGCGCUGGGACGUGGUGUGCAUCGUAUUGAUCUUUUACAACGCCUUUGUGGUCCCUUUUCAAGUGACGUUUGAGACCAACAUGCCCGAAAGUGCAAACGAAGCCAUUAUCGACAUUGUCCUCGAUACUUUUUUUGCGAUCGACAUUGUGAGCAAUUUUUUCACAGCGGUCGAAAUCAAAAACAAGGUGCACUUUACACGCCGCGUCAUUGCGUGUGACUAUCUCAAGUCGUGGUUUUUCGUCGACGUGGUCUCGAGCUUUCCGUUCUCGGCGGUCGUCAGCGACGCCGACCCCGUCCUCUCCAAAGCCCUCAAGCUCUUUCGUCUGCUUCGGCUCCUCCGAUUGUUUCGAAUGCUGCGGAUUCUCAACCGGCUCCAGCACGCACUCUUGAUUCGCUCAACGAUCAGCAGCCUGUUUCGCUACUGCCUCACCGUGCUUUUCAUCUCGCAUUGGUUUGCGUGCAUUUUCUUCUGGGUCUCGUUCCAAGACUCCACCUACAGCGACCCGCCCGUCAACACGUGGCUCAAGUCCAAAAACCUCCUUGACACAUCGGUGUGGGAUCAAUAUGUCGCUGCCUUGUACUGGGCCAUUAUGACGCUCGCGACAGUCGGAUAUGGCGACAUCGCGGGCGUUAGCCCCAACGAGCGCUGCUUUUCCAUCUUUGCCAUGUUUGCCGGCGCUGGUAUCUUUGCGUACGGUAUCACCAACAUUGUGUCGCUGGUCUCGAGCUUGACGGCGCACGAGACGGCGUUCCGAGAGAAGAUGGACGAAAUCAACGAGUAUAUGGCGGCGCGAGACCUGCCGCGGCACUUGCGCGAUGAGAUUCGGGAUUUUUUUCAAAAUGCACACAAGUCGAAAGAAAACGACCUGCAGCAAGAGCAAGAACUGUUGAACGAACUCUCGGCGAUGCUGCGCUCCAAGAUUGCGCUCGCCAUCAACGACCACUUUUUGUGGAAAUUUCCCUUUUUCAAAGGCAGCGACCCCAACUUUAUCUUGGAUCUCGCGCUCAGCAUGCGCAUGAUCUGUUUUGCGCCGUUCGAAGACGUGUGCGUCGAGGGCGAGCUCGGCCACGAAAUGUUUUUCGUGUUUCGUGGUGCCGUUGAAGUCAUCAAGGACGGCGAGCAAAUCACGGUGCUGGGUGAAAAUCAAUAUUUUGGCGAAAUGGCGAUUCUCAACCGCGAUUGCAAACGCAUGGCCACCGUGCGCACACUGUGCUUUUGUGAACUGCGCAUGCUCUCGCGCCUCGACCACAUCAAACGCGUCCAAGAUGUCCUUGUCGCCAAAAUCAAAAACAUGCACGCGAUCCUGGAUCGGAUGCCCGUCGUCGAGGCCCGAGCUGCCGGUCCAAGCGCCGCGGCGACAACGACCAAUAUUGCUGCAUAA
Messenger RNA from Saprolegnia parasitica CBS 223.65, 1743 nucleotides. RefSeq lists its product as hypothetical. The record is from RefSeq and is a predicted model, not a curated record. The transcript has 11 exons. Gene Ontology annotation, biological process: potassium ion transport; transmembrane transport. Gene Ontology annotation, cellular component: membrane. Gene Ontology annotation, molecular function: voltage-gated potassium channel activity. The coding region runs from base 1 to 1743 and encodes 580 amino acids. Lineage: Eukaryota; Oomycota; Saprolegniomycetes; Saprolegniales; Saprolegniaceae.